AUCUGAGCUUCAGUCCGUACGGUCGUAGUGCGCUACAAAGAACUCGAGACUCGGGAAUCGAACAUAAUUAAGAAUACAAAAUAUACCUUGUGACAACUGUUGAAAUACUCAAUAUGAAAUUCUAUUUGUUGGUGAUUGUUGCUGUUGCCUUUUUGGCAUAUGUUAGUUCCGAGGGAUGCGUACAAUGCCACUCGAAGACUAAUGUGCAGUGUGCCGUCGAUCCAACAUCCAUUUUGGCCAAGGAUUGCAAAUCGAACGACGGACUGUGCUAUGCACGAGUGCAGGAUGGAUACACGAUUCGUGGAUGUGCCAGCGAGCUAGACAAUAGCACACUGAGAGCAUGCAACAAUGAGUUGGAGUGUCAGGUGUGUAAGUUCUCCGAGGGCUGCAACCGUGUGCUCUUCCCACAACAUCGCGCCCAUUGCCUGCAGUGCUCCGGCAACUCAACCAACUCCACCUGCGCCACCGAAUACAAUGCCGCCAUUAAAGUCUGUCCCAUUUACCGUCUGGGUGACAAGUGCUUCAUUCGCAACAGCCAGCGUCUGGCCGAUGGCUCAUUCCAACGCGGUUGCCUCAGCUCCGCUCAGGCCAACAAGCUGUGCAUCAAGGACGGCAACUGUUUCACCUGUGAUGGACGUGGCUGCAACGCCCUGAAGCCGGACAACGAGCUCAUUCCGUUAGCUCGCGAUGGCGCCGUCUCAGUCAUCCUCUCGCUAGCAUUGCUCAUGGGUUGUGCCAUUACCAGCUUGACUUUCUAAAGAGAACGAAGUCGGAAGCGGUUAAUUGCCAGCUUCAAGCGGCGACUGCUGAGCAUCGAACGACAUUUUUAAUUUGUAUUUUUAUUUACAAUUUGCAUAUGAUCCUUUUUUUUUUUU
This is a messenger RNA of Drosophila innubila, 875 nucleotides long. RefSeq lists its product as uncharacterized. NCBI's taxonomy places the organism in Eukaryota, Metazoa, Arthropoda, Insecta, Diptera, Drosophilidae. The record is from RefSeq and is a predicted model, not a curated record. The transcript has 3 exons. The coding region runs from base 114 to 758 and encodes 214 amino acids.